CAAGUGGAAUGAAGAAUGGAGGAAUUUGGCGCUUUGUACCGGGAACUAGGAAUUAGCCAUGAUAGUACGACAAUCACAAAACGUUCUUGUAACGCGGAGUUUUUUGCGUGGGAAAAUUUGAAGAUAAGCGGAACUGCGUGUAUAGUGUGGCAUUGUACGAAUUCCGUCAGUGUUGGUUUUAAAACUUGUCUAAGGAUGGUAGCAGGGAUUGUUUUAACAUCAUCAGUAACAUUAUUGUUACUUUGGACUGUUGAUGGAAGUGAAAUUAAAGAUAACAGAUUAGCAGGAGAGUCAAGCCCCUUACAUCAUAUUUUUUCUAAGAAUGAUCUAAUGGAAUAUGAAAAGAGAUGCAGAAGGUUUAAAGAAGAGGAACAGAAGAAUUUUCUGGAAGUGAAGUUCAGAGAAAAUGCAAAAGGCUGUUCAGAUAUUGACAAUUUCAUAAAAGUUCUGGCAAAUGAAGGUUUGCUUAAGGAGUUAAUGCCAGCUGCUGAACAUGCUGAUAAACUGAGUUUUGAUGACCAUUUAGAAAAUGAAGAAUACACUCUCAUGAUGUCAAGAGAAGCUGCCUUGUUAUCAAGCAAGAGAGGAAAAAGAGCAACCUUUGUGUGGACAUGCUCUCAGAUACGUUCUAUACCAAUGUUGUUCCUAACUGCCACUGCAGAAGAAAUAACUGCAAUGGACAAUACUGAAUUCACUGAAUGUAUACCAGAUAUCGGAAAACUUACAGAUCUCAAAAGUCAGCAGAGAGAUGCACUGCUUGCUAAAGCAAAAACAGCCUUAUCUAAGAACAAUGUUUGUGAAAUGGAAACAAGUGAUUUAGUUAACUUAGGAGUUGUUGCUCUUGCUUUUGAAGAGACUGAUCUUAGUUGUCUUCCCUUGAGUGACAGUAGUUUAGUUACUUCCCUUGGGAGUCUGGAGGAAUGGACUACUGCUGAGUUGACUGCCCUUGCUGUAAGAUAUAUGAGCACAAACACUUUGUCUGACCUCUCCACACUGACAUCUGAUGACAUCACAAUGCUGGGAUCAAUCUUUUGUGGUUUUACAGCUAAUCAGAUUGCUACAGCACCAUCAGCAGAAAUUGGGAAAAGUGGAGCACAUAUUGGUGCUUUGCAUGAAUGUAGUAUAGCACAAUUGACUGAACUUGUCAAGCUAGCUACACAGGCAGAUGCAUAUGGACCAGUGAGCACCCUAGAUGCUGCAGAAAUAACAGAACUUGGAUAUCUUAUUGCUGGUGUAUCUGGUACUGAGAUAAAGGAACUUACGGUGGCUGCCAUAGAGGGGCUGGAUGCUGACGUGAUACCACUAAUACCUGCAGCUGUUCUCAAGGAGAUGACCACUGACCAGUUUCAGUCAUUCACAGAUGCACAGGCAGUGUCGAUAACGGAUGACCAGAAAGCAGUAAUGACUGAAGAACAGAAAACGUUAUUGGGAGGUCAGGCAACUGGAGGGGAAGAAGUUCUUGAGGAAGUUGUCAUAAAUGAGGAUGGGGGUGAUGAUGGUGGUGAUUCUAGUGCAGGUUCAUUCAUUGAAAUAUCGUGUGGUGGUUUGGGUUUGAUGAUGGCUCUUGUUCUCCUGACUUGAUACAGAUGCCAUAGUACCAGAAGCAACAUUGAUGAAUUUUCUAGUUUAAUCUGGAAUUAUUUAUGUUUGCCUGUAGAUUGUUUAAAAUAAAAUAAAUUAUUACAUAAUCAGA
Molecule: messenger RNA, 1693 nt
Organism: Mercenaria mercenaria
Lineage: Eukaryota; Metazoa; Mollusca; Bivalvia; Venerida; Veneridae
Exons: 13
Coding region: 16-1581 (521 amino acids)
Biological process (GO): cell-matrix adhesion
Cellular component (GO): cell surface
Source: RefSeq, a predicted model, not a curated record